UAACCCUGAGACUCCAUCACCUUUAUCACGACCAUGCUCGGCUUCUUUAGAGCAGGAGUCAAGGCCUUCUUCAUCUCGCCCCGCAAUUCCGCCGGCGCUACAUCCCACCUCCUGCAAAAGACAGGCUCCCAAUGCCUCCUCGUCAGCAGCGACGAGGGUAUGCAGCAGCUUGCCGAAGCAGCCAUCGAGCAGGACAAGCUUUCCGUGUUGGUGAAGCCGAUGCCGACGUAUGAGCAGCUCUUCAAAGACACUCGAGAAGCAUCAGUCCCACUGCUCGGCAGCUACGACGUCGACGCCGUGGCUCUAAUACUGCACUCGUCGGGCUCGACGAAUUUCCCCAAGCCGAUCCCGCUCACGCACCGCAACCUCAUCGAGUGGGGACGCGGAGCCCACGGGGAGCGGAAUUUCGAAGGCGAGGUUCUCGGCGGCCACAGCUUGGCGUUUUUCCACGCCAUGGGAGUAAUCGCACCCCUCUGGUGCGCCAGCACAGGCAUGCAGCUCGCCGUCUUCGCGCCGCGCAGCCCGCCCACGCGGCCUACGCCCGAAUCCGUCUACACCGCCACCGUAGCCACGCAAUGCACGUACGUCUUCUGCGUGCCCAGCCACAUUGAGCGCUGGGCCAGCAUGCCCGAAACGCACGCCUACCUAGCACAGCAGCUCAAAGCGCUAGCAUACUGCGGCGCGCCCCUCGGCGCCGACGCUGGCUCCCUCCUCUCCGCCAAAGGCGUGAAUCUGCAGCCGUACUUCGCCGCUACCGAGACGGGCGGCAUGUCGCUGUUUCUGCCGGGCGAGCGGUCGCGCGCGCAAAAUGGCGGCUGGACGCGCUUCCGCGUCGCGCCGCACUGUCGUGUAAGGGUUGUACCGCGGAGAGGAGAGGGGUCGGAGGAGGAGGGGGAUGGGCUCGCGGAGCUGGUGUUCUUGCGGGGGCCGAGACACACGCCGUCGGUGUUCAACACAGAGUUUGCGGGCGAGCCGGCGUACACGACUGGCGAUCUCGUGGUGCCCGAGACGGAGGACGGGGUUCCGUAUUUCCGGUUCUACGGGCGCGAGGACGACCAGCUGCUCCUGUCGACGGGGGAGAAGACGAACCCGGCACCGAUUGAGGCAGCCCUCUUACAGGACGCGAACGUGGGCGGCGUGGUGCUCUUCGGCGACGGGAAGCAGCAGAACGGGGCGCUGGUGCAGGCGUCGGCCGCGUACCUGUCCCGGGAAGAAAAAGAAGAAGAAGACGGCACACUCACGCGCGACGAGAAACUCGCCCGUUUCCGCACCGCCAUUGCGCCCGCCCUGGCUAAUGCGAAUGCGCUCGCGCCCUCGCACAGCUUCAUCUUCCCCGAGCUCGUGCUGCGCGCCGACCACGGCCCGUUUGAGCUCACGGCUAAGGGGACGGUGCGCCGCCGCCACACGCUGCACGCGUUUGCGCGCGACAUCGAGCAGGCCUACGCCGAGGUGGAGCGGUCCACGCUGCCGGCGCUGCGCGGCCCCCUGCCGGGUGCUUGGUCCCUGAAUAACACGGCGGAUUUCGUCGCGGCGGUUGUGCGCGAGGUUGUGGGCGAGGGCGUGCCGCCUGAUGCCGAUAUCUUCGCGUAUGGCGCUGAUAGCCUGCAGGCGACGUGGGUGCGGAAUGCGCUUUUGCGCGCGCUGAGGGAGGCGGGGUUUAGGACGAGGGAGAUUCCGGCCGAGUUUGUCUUCCAUUUCCCAAGCAUCCAGCAGCUGUCGGCCUUCCUUUUCGGCUACAGCUUCUCGCACAACGCAGCAGAAGCAGCAGCAACAGAAGAAGACGCGCAAGCGGUCGUCUGGCCCGAGCUAGGCCGCCCAGGCGAGACCAUCGUCAAGCUGCGCGAGGGCGAGAACCCGCUCAUCGUCAUCCACGGCGCGGGCGGCACCAUCCACGCCUUCCCGCCGCUGCAGGAGAAGUUCCGGAGCGGGCUGUGGGCCAUCCAAGUAACGCCCGACACGCCGCUCACCUCGCUCGAGGCCCUCGUCGCCUUCUACCACGCGGCCAUCAAGCGCGCCCAGCCCCGCGGCCCGUACCGCCUCUCGGCCUUCAGCGCCACGUCCAUUGUCGCCCUCGCGCUGGCCAAGCGCCUCGAAGCCGACGGCGACGCUGUCGCGCAGCUCGCGCUGCUGGACCACGUGCCGGGCUUCUACGCGUGUCCGUUCUACGGCAUCGACGCGGGCAUGCUGCAGGAUGAGGCGCGCCUGAGAGCGUUUUACGGCAUGUGCUGUGAGGGCAUCUGCGACUUGCUGAGGCGGGACGGCGGGGGCAGGGUGCCGCGGCGGCACCAGCUGGCAAGGGAGCUGGUGAGUUGUUGUUUGCUGGUUGCUGUUUGACUGACAAUGACGGCUGGUGAUGCAGGCGGAUGCCUUCGCCGGCAAGCCCGACGUCCCCGCCUUCUCGGCCACGUACUGGCGCACCGUCGAGCA
Messenger RNA from Aplosporella prunicola CBS 121167, 2427 nucleotides. RefSeq lists its product as uncharacterized. Gene Ontology annotation, molecular function: phosphopantetheine binding; medium-chain fatty acid-CoA ligase activity. The record is from RefSeq and is a predicted model, not a curated record. The transcript is spliced from 5 exons. NCBI's taxonomy places the organism in Eukaryota, Fungi, Ascomycota, Dothideomycetes, Botryosphaeriales, Aplosporellaceae. Gene Ontology annotation, biological process: biosynthetic process; fatty acid metabolic process. Bases 34 to 2334 code for a protein of 766 amino acids.